Marmota monax (woodchuck) is the source of this 7694-nucleotide messenger RNA. Its product is annotated as protein FAM156A/FAM156B-like. NCBI's taxonomy places the organism in Eukaryota, Metazoa, Chordata, Mammalia, Rodentia, Sciuridae. The transcript has 2 exons. Gene Ontology annotation, cellular component: nucleus. The coding region runs from base 6347 to 6991 and encodes 214 amino acids. The record is from RefSeq and is a predicted model, not a curated record. Gene Ontology annotation, biological process: epigenetic programing of female pronucleus.
GGGAGAGGGGAAAUUCAGGGUGCUGUGUGAGCUCAUCUAGGGCUUGGGGAAGAGGCCAGAGAAGGCCUCCUGGAGGAAGUUCUUUCUAAGCUGAAUCCCCAAGGGUGGAUAAGAGGUGAAAGUCCUCCAAGGCACCACUCCCCUCCAAAAUCUCUCAUCCAAGACUGCCAUGGUCAUCCAUUCCACUGGCUCCCCACUGACUGAGGAAUGGGGAACUAACCCAGAGGGAAUGUCUGUGGGGGCUUCUGGUCUGCUCCCUUGCUACAGCAGAGAUACAGAGAGUAGAAAGUGCCUUCCUGUCCUUGGACAUUGGCAUGUAUGGAUGUCAGUCCUAGAACUGAUAUGGCCGAAAAGGAGAGCUCCAACAGAUGAUCCUGGGUGGCAAACUGGUGGGUCACAGAUUAUACCUGGCCUGGGCCCACCCUUCCUCUUCACUCUGUUUUGUGAGUUGGCAAAUUACCUCUCUGCUUAGGUCUCAUUCCUCUUCACUCAUUGUCUAAAGCUGACUGCCUGAUACAGUGACUGUUGUGGAUUUUAUUUGAGGGAGCAAUAUAGUUUCCGAUGAUUAAAACUGCCAGUGCCUCUGUGGGACACACUGGAGGAAGGCGGGGCCCAGGCCAUGCUGGGAACCCUAGAGAAAAGAAUGUAAGUGUCACAUUAGCAUUCUCUGGCCAGCCCAGGAGCCUUUCUUUCUCCGCCCCAUUCUUCUGGGCCUCACCAGAAUGCUGGCCAUUGCAUGGUGGUUUGCCCCAUCUGGGAGCCAUAAACACACCUCGCCUUCUAUUGUGUGGAUCCAUCCAGUUCAGCUCCAGCUCUUUCCUCAGUAGUUUGGGGCUGCUUCUGCUUUGGUGGAUGCCCCAGGACAGUGCCCAGAGGGUGUGACUUUUUAUUGCUCCUGCGUGGCUUGGAAGUCCUCCAUGAAUUGGUCCCAUCUGCUCUGUUCAAACCCAUCUCCCCAUUCUCCAGACUACUCCCCAGCUCUCUCUCACACUCCAGAUUCCAGUGUGGGCCCUGCCACCGACAUCUUUCUCCCCGUAGGCCUGUGAUUCCCCAUUUGUAAAAUGAGACCAAAUGAGAUAAUGGAUGUGGAACUCCCAGCCCACGUUUCCUGGCACGUGGAAGACGCUAAGUCAACAGAGGCUGUUUUCUGUCAAGCAUCUUGUCAUCCACCUGGCACUUGAUAGUAUGGCAGCUCGGUAAAUGUUUCUUGAGUUGGACUUCAGGAAGAUGUGGUAUGUUGUGGGUACACGAGUCAAGGUUCUCCGGAGAAACCAAACCAAUAGGACGUCCAUGUGCCUGUGCAUCUGUGUGUAUCUAUAACCAUCUGCACAUGGAUAGAUGGGUUUUAAGGAGUCGGCUCCCCGGGAUCUUGAGUACUGGCAAGUCUGAAAUCCAGAGGGCAGAUGACACCACUGGACUUUCACAUGACAGUUGCAGUCUUGAGGCUGAAAUCUGCAGGCAGGCUAGCAAACUGAGAACUCGGGCAGAGCGUCUGUGGUCUUCAGGCUGAGUUGCUUCUGCCUUGGGAAGCCUCAGUCUCUGCUCUUGCGGCCUUCAGCUCAUUGGCUGAAGGCCACUCACGUGAUGGGGGCAGUGGACUGUAAUUAAAGUCUAGUGACUGUGCAAGUUCAUUACCCCCACAAAUACCUUCACAACAACACCUAGAUGAAUGUUUGAGCAACUGGGCACCGUAGCCUAGCCGAACUGACAAGUAAGAUUCACCAGAGCCGUGGGCAAAGAGGUUGCUGAGGGACAUCACCUGCCGAACUGAGCUCAGACCAGUAAACUUGGUGGGUUCAUUCGUGUCCAGUGGUCCUUGCCUUCUCUUCAGAAGCUGGGUGUGAAGAUGAAGUAAAUCCAGAACCAUGGUGCUUGCAGCAGACAUUUGAUAUGAGAUCUUUAUCCCUCUGGGACAAGGGACUGUGGAAAAAAGGAAAAGGAAUAAGAUAAUGAAGGAUGGGAAGUCACAGUGAUUGACUCGGCUUCUCCCCUCCCCCCAAAUAGGGGACUUCUCUAGGCCCCCGUGCCUUUGAUGGCUCUGGAGAAGAUCACGAGGACCUUCUUGUGGUGUGGUUUGGAGAUAGGACAGUGAAAUAGUUCACGGGAACCGUGUGGGGAGAGAGGGAGAGCAAAGGGUGAUUAAGACACAGGUCAGUUGUGAAUUGAUGUUUCCAAAGGCUUGGUUUUUCUACACAAAAAGGUGUUCGUGAGAAUGAUUUUCUUUCUGCGAGAAUCGCCUUUCCAUAUGAGGAAAUAUGAUCCUGAGGGAGUCCCUGUGACAUGUGAAAAAUCAGUUGGGGAGGUAAUGGGGCUAAGAUCAGUUUCCAGAUGUUUCACACAUAAGCGUUUAUUUGGGAGGGCGAUGGCCCAGAGGGUGUAACUGGACUAACUCCUGAGAAACAACAGCUUUCACUUACUGACGUGUUAAGGGAGACUCUCUCUGGGACCUCUGUCUGUGUUUGUAGGUCAGAUGAUUUGAAACAUUUCUAAUAUUGUUCUGUGUUUCCUGCUCUGAUGCUUGGUUAAUACAAAUUGCCAAUUGCCAGUAUGCUCUGAAGAAAACCGGUGGAUUCUUGGUUUCCAAGUUGGCUAGAAGGACAGAGCCUGGGUUGCUGCCCUGAAGCUUCAAUCUGGCAUUGCAUGUGAAGCGUUUUUAGACUCCUUCAGGACAUGUGUAUUGAGAAAAUAUAGAGAGAUGUCCUUGUGGCAAAGUCUGCCAUUUGGGUUUUUCAACUACCACCCAGUAAGACCAACAUUUUUGUUUUCUUUUGAGUACGGUUCUGCAGGCUUUAUCCCAUGUGUAGCUGCUCGUAGCCACCACCACGAUCAGGACCGUGUACUCGCCCUUUGCCCCCACAACACUCCUUGUUGCUGCCCCUUUGCAGACACACCUCCCCACCCCUAAUCCCUGGUAAAAACAAAUCUGUUCCCCUGACCUGCAGUGGUGUGUUUUAGAGAGGGUCAUGGAUCUGAAACCAGGAAGCCUGUGGCCUUCCAAUAUGGGCCUCCUUCUUUUAGCAUAAUGCAACAUCUUGGUGAAUCUCAGAGCAAUACUCUAUUCCUUUCGAAUGCUGAGCAGCUUGUCAUUGUGUGGACACCACAGUUUGUUUAUCCUUUCAUCUGAGGAAAGAGCUGCUGCAAACAUUCGUGUGCUGGCUUUUGUGGGAACCCAGGUUUUUCCUGGUCCAGGGUAGAGGCAGGCAUGGGAGUCCUCGGUCCUCAGGGGAACACAAGUUUAGCUUAGGAGAAAGCAUCACUCUAGAUUCAGAGUGGUUGUAGUCUUUUGCCUUCUCGCCAGCAAAGUGUGAGGGUUCCAUUUGUUCAGUCUGUCCUCCGGCCCUCGGUACUUCCAGUGCUUCUCGUUUAACCAUCGUAGUACUGUGUAAGGGGAUACUGUCAUCACGGGUUUAAUGUUCAGGUCCCUGAUGGUUAAUGAUGUUGAACAUUGUUUAACGUGCUCACAUGCAAGUCUUUGGGGUUUUUUGUUUUCUUAGCAGUAAGUUUUGCAAACGCUUUCUUUCUAUGCUCUGGAUAUAAGACUUUGUCAGAUCUGUGAUCCUUAUGCAUAGCUCUGCUUUUCAUCGUCUCGACACACUGUCUUUUUCCAAGCCAAAGCUGGUUGAAAUUUUUAUUCCUUCCUUUGUUUUAGAGACAGGGUCUCUGUGUAUUGCCCGGGCUGGUCUGAAACUGGUGAGCUCGAGUGAUCCUCCCUCCCUCGGCCUCCCCAGUAGCUGGAACUACAGGUGUGUGCCGUCGUUCCUGGCUUCAGUUUUACAUUUUGAUGGAGUCUGUUUAAUCAGUUUUCUUUCUUUCGUGGAUCGUGCUUUUGCUGUCGCGUUCAAGACUUACUCUUUCCUGUCCUCUGGCUCCAGAGAUGUUCUCCUGUGUUGUCUACUGAGAGGCUCACCAGUGGACUUUUCACUUUUAGAUGUCUGAACCAUUUUCAGUUAGCCGUGUAUAAAAAUGGUGGGGUCGAGGUUGGUAUCCUGGCACGCGGAUAUGCAACACUUUCAAUGGAAAGAUUCUCCCUUCUCUUGAAUUCACCUUCGCAUUUCUAUCAGAACUCAUAUUUUCAUGGGUGUGUUUACGGACUCUGUAUUUUCUUCCGUUAAUCUACCUGUCUACUCCUUUCCAAGAUGGCAGUCUUGAUUACUGCAACUUUGGCAAGACCUCCCCAAAUUCAUCCUUGUUUUUGAAAAUUUGGACGUUCCAGGUGAAGCGCAGAAUCAGACUGUGUAUGUACACAGAACUCCUGCUAGGAUCUCGAUGGGAAUUGCAUUAGUUUUACAGAACAACUUGGGGAUAAUUAACUAUUUUACCACAUGGACUCUUCCACGUCAUGGACACAUUGUUUCUCUCCAUCGAAUUAGGUCCUCUUUGAUUUCUUUCAUUAGGAUCUUAAGGUGUUCCGCAGGCACUUCCUGUAAAUUUUUUGUUGUUAUCGUUGGUUUCGUACGUACCUAUUCCCUUGCGUGUUGCUUUUCAGUUUCAGUUUGUGACGCUCACGGUGGUUUUCCAUGUGUUGACCUUGUCUCUUUCAUCAUUGCUAAAUGCACUUAUUAGUUCUAGGGGUUUGAGCAGAGAUACGUUGGGGUGUUCCACGUGGCAUACACGGUCAUGAGAUCUACGCCAAGGGGCAAUUUGAUUUCUUCCUUUCUCAUUUGUGUGCUGCUCCCUUUCCUGACAUCAUUGCCCUGUCUGGGACUUCCAGGGUGACACCAAACAGUCGUGGUGAGAGUCACCACCCUGACCUUGUUCUCAGCCUUACAGAGAAAGCAUUCCAUUUCUUGACCUUGCAGGUUUGGGGGCACAUACCCUUUAGCAGGUUCAGGAAGUGGUCUUCCAUUCCCUGUGUGUCAGAGGAUUUCAUAUCAUCAGUGGAUUUUGUGUCUUGUCAAAUGGCUUUCCUUCGUACCUUCAUAUCAUGCUGUCAUUUGUCUUCUUUGCCUGACCUCAACCUCUGUGGGAUUAUGUUGAUUUUGGGCGAGAGAAAGCACCACCUUUGCAUUCCCGGUAUGAAACCCACUUGGUUGUGGUUUGUGAUUCUUUUCACAUACUGCUGGGUUGGAGCUCUUGUGUAUUUUGUUGAGGAAUUUUGGGCUUUUGCUGAUAAAGCACCAGUCUGAAGUUUUCCAGGUAUCAGUACAGUACUACCUUCAUGGCAUCGCUUGCAAGUGUUCCCUCUGCUCUGAUUUCUGGAAGAGAUUGUGUACAAUUGGUGUGAUGUCUUCAUUGAAUGUUUGUUAGAAUUGGCCAGGAAGACUCUCUGGGCCUGGAGAUUGUUUUGCAAAGCCUUUCUUCCUUCCUUCCUUCCUUCCUUCCUUCCUUUCCUUCCUUCCUUUCCUUCCUUCCUUUCCUUCCUUCCUUCCUUUCCUUCCUUCCUUUCCUUCCUUCCUUUCCUUCCUUCCUUUCUUUCUUUCUUCUACCAGUUCAGUUUCUGUAAACGAUAGAGGACUGUCUACGCUACUUCAUCCUGGGUGAAUUUUGGUGGCUUACAAUUUUCCAGCAACUGGUCCAUUUCAACUAAGGUGUAGCAUUUAUUUUCAUGGUGCUGACUGCAGUCUGACCAUGUUGUUCUUUUUGUUCUCCGAGUCUGUAGUGAAAUCUCUUCUACCAUCCCUGCUAUUUAUACCUUCUUUCCUCCCUCUUUUGCCCUUCCUGCUAAAGAUGUAUCAAUUGAUCAUUUCAAACAACCAGUUUUCCAUUUAAUGGAGAUUCACCAUUCUUUUUUCUCCCCCCCUUCGCCGUCCCCCCUACCCCCCUACAUGUGUUGUUUGCAUUGUCGUGGUUUUACUUCCUGGUUUUUUAGUAGAAGAAAUUCUUAUUUACACGUAUCGGGACUUUUGAGAUGAUUUCCAUCAGUACGAGCAGCCUUUUUAACUAGAUGUAAAGCCACUGAUCGUGAAGGCAGAAAUUCCCAAGGGUGUGUUGUCACCGUGGUACAAAUAUGUACAAUUUACUGAAAGUCUACUCGAUGAAAGUAUUCGAAUGCUUAUGAGAAGAGCAUGUGUUAGUCAGGCAUUGCUUGUUCUUAUCAUCGUUCCUGAGCCUGGGUUACAAAGAAUCUGCACGGAGUUAACCUCGUUCAAUAUGUUUCUCCAUGUUACAUCACAUGCCUCAUGGAUGCAAUCAGUGGUGCCAUUUCUCAAACCUUUAUGCUAUGCCAUCAGCAUUCUAAGCUCUGGACAUGUGUUAUCUCAUGUCAUCCUCGGAGGAAGCCUAGAAGUCUGGUGUGUUCUGGCCACACGCUUCCCUCGCCACCUCUUAGCUAUUCGAAAACCUCCAGCUUCACCUUCCCGGCUAGACCCCCGGGCUGGGCGGAGCUUCUAGCUCUAACUGGACCCCCAUGGAUCCACUCCAGAAAUGGAACCCAGCGUUGGUUUCCGGAUCUUCCCAGGUGACCGCUGGGGAGAACUCGCAGGAGGGUGCGGCAGCCUCUCAGCCUUCUUCCUCGGAACAGCUAAUGAUGGGCCUCAGCGGCCUGAACCCCAGUCCUGGUCCUGGCCUCUCUGCCCCUCUGCCAGAGGGGCUGUUCCAGCAGCAGUACAGGGAGGAGAAGACCCUGCGGGAGCGGCGCUGGGAGCGGCUGGGCUUCCCUCAGAGGAAGAAAGCAUUCCUGGGUCACCUGAGACGCAGGCACCGCGAUCACAUGGCACCUUACCCAGUGGAAAGGGAGACCAGGGUCUACCCCACAGGCGACAGAGCUCAGAAUCGGUUCCGAUGUGAAUGUCGCUACUGCCAGGGCCACAGGCCGAGUAUUUCUGGGCUCUCUGGCGAGAGGAAUGGGGCCCCCAACCCUUCCUCCUGGGAAACGCUAGUGCAGGGCCUCAGCGGCUUGACCCUCAGCCUGGGCACCAACCGGUCUGGCCUUCUGCCAGAAGGGGCACAGCAGCAGCAGCAGGAGCAAGAGGAGAAGUGCCAACUGGAGAAGCAGCAGGAAAGCAAGAGAAUGUUCCAGAGGCUGCUCAAGCAGUGGUUGGAAGAAAACUGAGAGCCCCCUGCCCCCUUUCAUGGGGCGGAGACCUGAAGGGAUUCAGACAGUGCUGUGUUGCCAGCUCCUGGGGGUGGGCUCCUUCUGGGGACCAGACAGUCAGCUGUUGUCGGAGGAGUCCCAAGACUAGUUUUGUGACUGGAUGGAUUCCUAUUGGCGUGAGAUUUGACCCACUCCCAGGGAGGUCCUCCUCUUCCUGCCUGUCAUCUGUGAAGCGCUGUGGGGCACCCUGGGGCAAGGCAGACUGCACACCAGUGGACCUCACCUCAUCCCAUAUGGCUCUCAUGCCGCAUGUUGUCGCUUUCCCAGCCUGGAUCUGCGUCUUUGCUCCCUACCUUGUUGUCAGUAAGAUAUAAGAUGUCUAUGUAGUGUGAAUGCCUUGUUCAUGUCCUUGUGCUUUUGUGCCGUUUUAUCGACUGCCUCCUGGGAGCAGUGCUAGGGCUGUUUGAAAUGGCGGUGCGCAACACUGAGAUCCAGGUUCGAGAAUCUGCAGCUAAACAAAGUGUGGGAAAGGGGUGUGGCAUUGGAACUUGGUGGCUCACUAUUGUACUGUCUGUGUAAACUAUUAUGACUAUGAUAAGCUAACUGUAAGUAAAUGUUUCCCUGCUUCUUAACCAUUGAGUAGUAUUCCCUCCGCGCAGGAUUUUCUGAUGGGGUACCUCAUCGUCAAUACCAAAUAAACACGUGUAUGAAAGGAAAGUAA